UUCUCUCUCUGGCCGACAAAAAAAAAAACAAAAACAAAAACACAACUAAUCAUAGGCUUCUCCAUCUCUUUGUCUGCAGGAUGAUGCAAUUUUUCAGACAAUUUUCUUCCAAAAUCCUUUCGUAACUCUGUUUUAUUUUUCAACGUUUUAGGUUUUACCAAUCCGUGGUAGUUAUAUCCAACAUUAAUUUUUCUCCCUCUUCUCAGAAAAAAAAAAUUCAACUGAUCUUUAGAGUUUUUAGGUUCUUCCAAGAAAUUGAAUUUGGAAGGAGGCUUUGAUGGGUUUGAAUUUUCCAUAAUCGCCCCUUGUUUACGAUUCAGAGAUUCUUGUUGUUUAAAAAUGCUAUGGCUCUUGAGGGGAUGUUGUCUUGAUUUUGGGAAAAUCUUGUUUGAAUGGUCACGGCUUUUCUGAACAUUCGCGUGUUCUUUAUUGUCUCGGCUCUGGUUCGAAAUGUCUCUAGGCCAAGAAAAUGUCGAACCUGUUGAAGUUUCAGGGUCGCAUGCUUGCUUAUAUGAACUUUUAUGUUCAGAGACACCCAAAUGGACUCCUCUUAAGGAUUUGCAAACAUCUUCUUCUGAUCCCAGAGAUCGGUUGGAGAAGUUGCUGAAGCAACCUGGGAAUAAAUAUUGUGCUGACUGUGGCUCUCCUGAACCAAAAUGGGUAUCGUUGAGUCUCGGUGUAUUUAUCUGCAUUAAGUGUUCUGGUGUACACAGAAGUCUUGGAGUUCAUAUAUCAAAGGUUCUAUCAGUAAAGCUAGACGAGUGGACAGAUGAUCAAGUUGACAUGCUUGUAGGGUACGGUGGAAACACGGCAGUGAACCAGAGAUUCGAGGCUUGCAACAUCGACCAGUCAAAGAAACCAAAACCAGAUUCUACUAAUGAGGAACGCAAUGAUUUCAUCAGAAAAAAAUAUGAGCAGCACCAGUUUAUGGAUCCAAAGGAUGGUGCUUUGUGCCCUUAUCAGCAGCCUAGCAGAACAAAUACUUCACCACCGUCUUUAUGUUCUGCAAGCCACCGUUCUACAAAAAACCGUAUUGGUCAUGCAUUUAGGAAUAGCUGGGGAAGAAGAGAAUCUGAUCACAAAGGACCAAAGAAGAGCAAUUCCAUGGCAGGUAUGGUUGAGUUUGUGGGAUUGAUUAAGGUUAACGUGGUAAAAGGAACCAACCUUGCGGUUCGAGACGUGAUGACCAGCGAUCCUUAUGUUAUCCUUGCUCUUGGACAGCAAUCGGUAAAAACACGGGUGAUAAAGAACAACUUGAAUCCGGUGUGGAAUGAGACGCUAAUGCUUUCGAUACCCGAGCCCAUGCCUCCUCUCAAAGUGCUAGUGUACGACAAGGAUACAUUCUCGACAGAUGAUUUCAUGGGAGAGGCAGAGAUAGACAUACAACCAUUGGUGAGUGCAGCGAAAGCAUAUGAGACAUCGAGCAUAAAGGAACCGAUGCAGCUGGGAAGUUGGGUGGCGAGCAAAGAGAACACAUUGGUGAGUGAUGGCAUAAUAUCACUUGAAGAAGGGAAAGUGAAACAAGACAUAUCACUUAGGCUUCAAAAUGUUGAAAGAGGUGUUCUUGAGAUCCAGCUUGAAUGUCUUCCUCUCACUCAAUGAUGAUACUUUCUUCUUCAUCCCUCUUCUUUCUUUUUCUUGAAAAGAUUUAUUUUUAAAUUUAUAGUGAAAAAGAGAUUCUGCUACUUUCUUUUUGUUCCACCGCAAACAAACCCUAUGUAUAAAAAAACACCAUGAUUUGAUUUGAUGAUUCUUCAGAACCAA
Arabidopsis lyrata subsp. lyrata is the source of this 1764-nucleotide messenger RNA. RefSeq names its product probable ADP-ribosylation factor GTPase-activating protein AGD11. Lineage: Eukaryota; Viridiplantae; Streptophyta; Magnoliopsida; Brassicales; Brassicaceae. The record is from RefSeq and is a predicted model, not a curated record. Gene Ontology annotation, molecular function: GTPase activator activity; phospholipid binding. Bases 451 to 1602 code for a protein of 383 amino acids. The transcript has 10 exons.